Lactuca virosa is the source of this 751-nucleotide messenger RNA. NCBI's taxonomy places the organism in Eukaryota, Viridiplantae, Streptophyta, Magnoliopsida, Asterales, Asteraceae. The record is from the annotation of a GenBank genome assembly.
AACACACAGCUCUAAAAUUCUGAAUAGGCCUUGAUUUUAAAUAUUGGUUGAAAUUUGGAAGGGGAGGUUAAACCAUUGCAGAAGAAUUUGUAGAGACCAAAGAGAGAGAUGAAGAAGAGAUCAACGAGAAAGUCAUCGGGGGCGACUUCAAAUCGAUCACCAAGCGAAUCUCCGCCGAAGUUCAAGUUCAAUUUCAGCUGCUUCAAUAACGUUUCUACAUCAUACUCGUCGCCAAUGAAGAACACCAGCAACCUGAACAUCAUAUCAUCUCCAGAGCCGCCUACCGGAAUAUCACCUGCGCCUCCACUAACGUCACUGAGCAAAGCACCUAGCACAAUCGCUGAUCUGAAGGAAAUGGCGUCCUCCAAUGUCGAUUCUAUCAAGCGUCACUUGGAUUUUUCGCACUCCGAGAUACUCAAGGACAUGGAAGCUUCUCACUCACGUCUUCACAAGAGAUUUAAGAUUCAAAACCAAGCAUGUCAGGAAACAAUGAAUGAAGCAGAGAAGGAAUUCAUGAAGAUGAAUGACCGAAUAAAGGAAACUCGUGAUGCAAUGAAGGCAUCAUAUAUGGAGUUGAUAGCAGAAACACAAGCCAGCACUAAUUGUGUGUGCAAAACAACCAUUCCUGAACUUGUGCAAUCUGUGGAUAGAUCCAUUGAUGCUUUGAAGAGUCGUUAUGGGAUUGCAUCAACUUCAUCAUAGCUUUACAGGAAUUAAUCAUGAAUAAGGUUUUGUUAGUCGCUGAACAGGU